AUGGGGACGCAGGCCUCGCCGGACAACUACACGCCGCCCAAGGAUGAGAGGACUGCACGGGAGAAGGCGAUCGAUGACUGGCUUCCUAUCACGUCGUCGAGGAAAGCAAAGUGGUGGUACUCGGCCUUCCACAAUGUCACCGCCAUGGUUGGCGCUGGGGUGCUCAGCCUCCCCUACGCCAUGUCUGAACUCGGUUGGGGUCCUGGCAUCGCGGUGAUGACCUUGUCGUGGAUCAUCACGGUGUACACGCUGUGGCAGAUGGUGGAGAUGCAUGAGAUAGUCCCUGGGAAGCGUUUCGAUCGGUACCAUGAGCUCGGGCAGCACGCCUUCGGUGAUAAGCUCGGCCUCUGGAUCGUGGUGCCACAGCAGCUUGUCGUCGAGGUCAGCUUGAACAUUGUGUACAUGGUUACCGGCGGCAACUCUCUCAAGAAGUUCCACGACGUGAUCUGUGACGGCAAGUGCAAGGACAUAAAGCUCACUUACUUCAUCAUGAUCUUCGCCUCUGUCCACUUCGUCCUCUCCCAGCUCCCAAACUUCAACUCCAUCUCUGGCAUCUCCCUCGCUGCAGCCGUCAUGUCACUCAGCUACUCAACAAUUGCUUGGGGCGCCUCGUUGGACAAGGGGAGGGCGGAGAACGUGGACUACAGCCUGCGGGCAUCGACGACAGCAGGGCAGGUGUUCGGUUUCUUGGGGGGGCUCGGCGACGUGGCCUUCUCCUACUCUGGCCACAAUGUCGUGCUAGAAAUCCAGGCUACCAUCCCAUCGACGCCGGGCAACCCGUCCAAGAAGCCAAUGUGGAAGGGUGUGGUGGUCGCCUACAUCAUCAUCGCCGCCUGCUACAUGCCGGUGGCAUUUAUCGGCUACUGGGCGUUUGGCAACAGUGUCGACGACAACAUCCUCAUCACCCUCAACAAGCCCAAGUGGCUCAUCGCCAUGGCCAACAUGAUGGUCGUCGUUCAUCUCAUCGGUAGCUACCAGAUUUACGCGAUGCCAGUGUUCGACAUGAUGGAGACGUUUCUGGUGAGGAAGCUGGAAUUCGCACCAGGCAUUAUGCUCCGUCUGAUCACCCGGACCAUCUAUGUUGCCUUCACCAUGUUCGUCGGCAUGACCUUCCCGUUCUUCGGUGGCCUCAUCGGGUUCUUCGGCGGGCUGGCCUUCGCGCCGACGACCUAUUUCCUGCCCUGCAUCAUGUGGCUCAUCAUCUGCAAGCCCAGGAGAUUCAGCCUCUCAUGGUUCACCAACUGGAUUUGCAUCGUCCUUGGUGUCAUUCUGAUGAUCAUCGCGCCCAUCGGAGGGCUCAGGCAGAUCAUCAUUUCUGCCAAGACAUACAAGUUCUACUCAUAG
Triticum turgidum subsp. durum (durum wheat) is the source of this 1344-nucleotide messenger RNA. The record is from the annotation of a GenBank genome assembly. NCBI's taxonomy places the organism in Eukaryota, Viridiplantae, Streptophyta, Magnoliopsida, Poales, Poaceae.